Messenger RNA from Danaus plexippus (monarch butterfly), 1386 nucleotides. RefSeq names its product dolichyl-phosphate beta-glucosyltransferase (gene wol). Bases 294 to 1298 code for a protein of 334 amino acids. Lineage: Eukaryota; Metazoa; Arthropoda; Insecta; Lepidoptera; Nymphalidae. The transcript is spliced from 6 exons. Gene Ontology annotation, cellular component: endoplasmic reticulum membrane. The record is from RefSeq and is a predicted model, not a curated record.
UUGUUAUUUGUCAAAACGACAUUUGACAAGUAACAACAAGGCACUUUGAUAAGAUCCGUUAAGACUUAACUUUGUCGGUGUGAUAAAAUAUAAGAUAUUGAAAUGUUAUACACUUAUUUUUAAGAAAAACCCGUAAAACUAAAUAUUUUAAGUACUUAAGCGUAUUUUCCUUAACUACAUACACAUCUAUUUUUCAUGAAUUUGACUUUUAUAGCAUCGUAAUCUAUGGAAUUAACAUUACGUGGUAGUUUAAGCCAAUAAAAAUAAACCAAAUAUAUUGAAUGUAAUCAAAUAUGGAAUUCCUUUCAAUCUUAUACUCUUUAAUAAUCUACGGACUUUUAGCAGUGGUUGCACUGCUUCUUAUUUUGGUCCUGGUCAUUUUUAUUACAACUUCUCCAUAUCCAAUUGUUGAACGUUUCAAAGAAGAAGAAUAUUACUAUGACCCUGUUUCGAAACAAAAAAAUAAAUUUCCUAGUAUUGAGACUCCUCACAGCGUGAAUCUUAGUGUAAUUGUACCCGCUUACAAUGAAGAAGAAAGAUUGACCCCUAUGUUGGAUGAAGCUUUAGAGUUUUUAGAAAAUAGGGUUAAAGAACAUCCUUCAUAUAAAUAUGAGAUUAUUGUUGUGAGCGACGGCAGCACAGAUAACACAGUGAAACUAGUUCAAAGUUACGUUGAAAAAUAUGGUAGUGACAAACUGAGAUGCUUAGAUUUAAUGAAGAAUAGAGGAAAAGGUGGUGCCGUGAGAUUGGGUGUACAAAGUGCGAGAGGAGCUGUUAUACUAUUUGCAGAUGCGGAUGGUGCAUCAAAAUUUGAAGAUUUAACUAAACUGGAAUUAGCUCUUAAGAAUAUUACUAAAUUGGACCCCAUAACACAAUCCCUGGAAAUAACUGACAAACUAGCUGUGAUUAUCGGUUCGAGAGCACAUUUAGAAAAGGAUUCCCUUGUACAGAGAAGUAUAUUUAGGAACAUUUUGAUGUACGGAUUCCAUUUCCUAGUAUGGUUAUUUACCGUCAAGGGUAUUAAGGACACACAGUGCGGUUUUAAACUGUUCACCAGAAAAACGGCACAAAUGACCUUUCAAAGUCUACAUGUUAAUAGAUGGGCAUUUGAUGUAGAACUACUGUAUAUAGCACAACAACUUAGAAUUCCUGUAGUCGAAGUUCCGAUUACAUGGACUGAAAUCGAUGGCUCCAAAAUAACACCAGUCAUAUCUUGGAUCCAAAUGGGAUGUGACCUCACAAUGAUUUGGAUAAAAUACACAAUCGGUGCUUGGAAGAUCAAAUACGAAACAAACUAAAUAAGCACAACAUUUAAAUAGAUUUAAAAUAUCGCAUUUUAUUUAUAUAUCUUCCGUUUUAUUACUAAGAAAUAUUAUAUGAAAGAUA